AUAUUUCCUCUCAGGAGGUCGGUUUAUAAACCCAAUAAAUUUCACCAGGAAACACACAGAAAAUCCGAGAAAAUUUUCCCUUUUCCUCUCAAGUGGAAAACGCACAAUCCGUAGAAGGAGAGAGAGAAAGAGAGAUAGAGAGACGAAGGGAGGCCUUUGGGCAUUUCUGGAAUAUUUGAUUGGUACUCUUGAUCAGUCUUGGAAGGAAUUGAUUGUGAUCAUUUUCGUUUCGGUGGAUCCUACUUUUGGGGGGCUUGCAUAUUAGAUUAUGAGUUUUCAAGCUCGAAAUGAUCGGAGAGAUAGAGCUAGAUUUCCCAACCAAACCGGUAGGCAAGCAUGGGUCCCUAGAGGAUCUGCCCCUCAUGCUGUGAAUUCACACCCGAACCCGUCAUCUGGUUUCAAUUCCAAUCCGAACGGGAUUGGUGGGGACUCAAAUUUCAGUUCCGCACCACCGGAUGGUCCGAGUAGGGGAGGUUUUGGGUCAAGGAAUUAUGCAGCUAGACCUUCUAAUCAGAGAAGGGAGAGGGUGGAUGAUCAGGAGGUGAAGGGGCCGAAGGACUUGAAUUCAAAUUUGCCGCAGCUUGUGCAGGAAAUCCAAGAGAAAUUGAUGAAGGGGAGUGUUGAAUGUAUGAUUUGUUAUGAUAUGGUCAGGAGAUCAGCUCCCAUUUGGUCUUGCUCGAGCUGUUAUUCAAUUUUCCAUUUGAAUUGUAUCAAGAAAUGGGCCCGGGCGCCUACCUCUAGUGAUUUUUCUGUUGAGAAGAAUCAGGGGGUCAACUGGCGAUGCCCUGGAUGUCAAUCAGUGCAGCUCACAGCUUCAAAGGAGAUUCGGUAUGUUUGCUUCUGUGGAAAGAGGUCUGACCCGCCUUCGGAUUUGUAUUUGACACCUCAUUCUUGUGGAGAGCCUUGUGGGAAGCCACUCAAUCGAGAGAUUAUAGGUUCUGGUGAGAGUAAUGAGGAUUUUUGCCCCCAUGUCUGUGUCUUGCAAUGCCACCCAGGUCCAUGCCCUCCGUGUAAGGCUUUUGCACCGCCUCGAUUGUGCCCUUGUCGGAAGAAAACAAUUACAACACGAUGCUCUGAUCGGAAAUCUGUUCUCACUUGUGGUCAGCGUUGUGAUAAACUCCUUGAAUGUGGGCGUCACCGUUGUGAGCGCAUGUGCCAUGUUGGUGCUUGUGAUCCUUGUCAGGUUCUGGUCAAUGCCUCUUGCUUUUGCAAGAACACGGUGGAGGUUGUUCUUUGUGGGUCCAUGGCUGUGAAGGGAGAACUAAAAGCAGAGGAUGGUGUUUUCUCAUGUCGUUGGAUCUGUGGAAAGGAGCUUUUCUGUGGAAAUCACGAUUGUGAUGAAAUUUGUCAUCCAGGGCCAUGUGGGGAUUGCAACUUAAUGCCAAGCAGGAUUAGGACAUGCUAUUGCGGUAAAACAUCAUUGCAGGAGGAACGGCGUAGCUGUUUGGACCCAAUUCCAACCUGUCUUCAGAUCUGUGGCAAGCCCCUCCCUUGUGGAAUGCACUUCUGUAAGGACACAUGCCAUGCUGGGGAUUGUGCACCAUGUUUGGUGCUUGUCAAUCAAAAAUGCCGUUGUGGAUCAACAUCUCGAACUGUAGAAUGCUACAAAACCACGGCGGAGGAGAAAUUUACCUGUGAGAAGCCUUGUGGGCGGAAGAAGAACUGUGGAAGGCACCGUUGUAGUGAACGGUGCUGUCCUCUCUCUAAUUCUGGCAAUGUUCUCUCUGGUGAUUGGGAUCCGCACUUAUGUUCAAUGACAUGUGGAAAGAAACUAAGGUGUGGACAGCACUCUUGUGAAAAUCUUUGCCAUAGUGGCCAUUGCCCUCCUUGCCUUGAAACAAUCUUUACUGAUUUAACAUGUGCAUGUGGGAGAACUUCAAUCGCUCCUCCAUUGCCUUGUGGUACCCCCACUCCAUCAUGUCAGUACCCAUGCUCAGUUCCUCAGCCAUGUGGUCAUUUAUCUUCUCACAGCUGCCACUUUGGAGACUGCCCACCUUGUUCAGUUCCUAUAGCCAAGGAGUGCAUUGGUGGACAUGUGGUUCUCAGGAACAUCCCUUGUGGGUCAAGGGAUAUUAGAUGUAACAAGCUUUGCGGCAAGACCAGGCAAUGUGGUAUGCAUGCUUGUGGGAGAACUUGUCACCCUCCUCCUUGUGAUUCUUCCUGUGCAUCUGGCUCUGGUUUGAAGUCUUCAUGUGGCCAGACAUGUGGUGCUCCGAGGAGAGAUUGCAGGCAUACAUGCACUGCCCCUUGUCACCCUUCAUCUCCUUGUCCUGAUUCAAGAUGUAAUUUCCCUGUCACAAUCACCUGUUCUUGUGGCCGAAUAAGUGCAACUGUUCCUUGUGAUGCUGGAGGCAGCAGUGUGGGGUUUAAUGGUGAUACAGUCUCUGAAGCUUCCAUUAUCCAAAAGUUGCCAGUACCACUUCAACCUGUGGAAGCAAAUGGCAGGAAAAUUCCUCUUGGACAGAGGAAGCUUGCCUGUGAUGAUGAAUGUGCAAAACAGGAACGGAAACGAGUUCUUGCAGAUGCUUUUGAUAUCACCCCCCCAAACUUGGAUGCCCUUCAUUUUGGUGAGAAUUCUGUUGUUUCUGAAUUGCUUGCAGAUCUUUUUAGGCGUGAUCCAAAGUGGGUGUUGUCUGUGGAAGAAAGAUGCAAGUUUUUGGUCCUAGGGAAAACCAGAGGAACUACCAGUAGUCUUAGGGUUCACGUUUUCUGUCCAAUGCUGAAGGAAAAGAGAGAUGCUGUAAGGCUGAUAGCUGAGAGGUGGAAGCUUUCAGUUAAUUCUGCUGGGUGGGAGCCAAAGCGUUUUAUUGUUGUUCAUGUUACGCCCAAAUCCAAAAUCCCAGCUCGUGUGCUUGGUGCUAAGGGUUCCACCCCCUUAAAUGUGUUAAAUCCUCCGGUUUUUGAUCCAUUGGUAGAUAUGGAUCCCAGGCUUGUUGUUUCUUUACUUGAUUUGCCAAGGGACGCAGAUAUAAGUGCAUUGGUUCUGAGGUUUGGUGGGGAGUGUGAACUAGUUUGGUUGAAUGACAAGAAUGCGCUGGCCGUGUUUAGUGAUCCAGCCCGAGCAGCAACUGCGAUGAGGAGGUUAGAUCAUGGAUCAGUGUAUCAUGGUGCUGUUGUGAUCCCUCAAAAUGGCAUUGCACCAGUGGCUUCACAAGGUGCCAAUGCCUGGGGAGGAGCAGCAGGGGGAAUGGCCAAGGAGGGCCGUAAUCAAUGGAAGAAGGCAGUGGUUCAGGAGUCUGGUUGGAGUGAGAGUUCCUGGGGUGGUGAAGACUGGUCAGCUGGUUCUGUGGAUCUGCAGGCAUCUGUUUGGAAAGGGAAGGAAUCCCCCAUUGUUGCUUCUGUAAACCGAUGGAAUGUUUUAGAGCCUGAAUCGGUUUCAAGCUCAUCUACCUCUUCUGUCAAAACCGAGGAUUCCGGAAAAAGAGUGGGAAAUCAAUCUGUGCCCGGUUUGGAACCAAGUCCAAGUCAUUCAAAUUCAGCAGAGACAGAAGGAGAUACAAGCGAAGCAGAUGCAUCAGAAGUAGUAGAUGACUGGGAAAAGGCUUAUGAAUGAGAAAAUAUAGAACAAAAAAGGAAACAUCAUCUUCCUCAGAAUUGAAAAGUUCUAGACAGAUAGAUGAGUAACUUUUAUAGCUUACCCUGCCGGUCUUUUUGGUUUCCUUUUUCCCCCCUUUUUGGUGAGAUUUCUUUCCCUCGGAUUGUGGGAAAACAAAGGUUUUGGACUUGUGGUGUUGGUUACAAUACCCAAUAGCAUUGGAUGGUCUCAAUAGUUUCGAUCUAUCGGGGAAUUGUAGAGGCAGCAUGUACCUAUGUUGUAUGGAAGAAAUAUUAAUGCUGUAAAAGUGAAUCCUUGUUAUAUUGAAGACAUUAAAACCUACCAGCAUAUUCUGGCUGUGAUUUGAGUUGGCCUAAAAGUUUCCCCAA
Messenger RNA from Vitis riparia (riverbank grape), 3924 nucleotides. Its product is annotated as NF-X1-type zinc finger protein NFXL1. Lineage: Eukaryota; Viridiplantae; Streptophyta; Magnoliopsida; Vitales; Vitaceae. The record is from RefSeq and is a predicted model, not a curated record. Gene Ontology annotation, molecular function: zinc ion binding; RNA polymerase II transcription regulatory region sequence-specific DNA binding; DNA-binding transcription factor activity, RNA polymerase II-specific. The transcript has 2 exons. Gene Ontology annotation, cellular component: nucleus. Gene Ontology annotation, biological process: regulation of DNA-templated transcription. The coding region runs from base 269 to 3553 and encodes 1094 amino acids.